AGGUGGCAGUUCAUUUGACUGUUCUUUUGGAUAAAAAUACUGAAGUUAAGGCUCUUUGAGUUUCCUGGUGUGAGCCUUCAUCAUGGAUAUCUGAAACCUGUCAUUAGAAAGUUCCUCAUAUAUCAGGCCAUUAUUAUGUGUAAAGCUGAUGGAAGCCGCCUUUGAUCUGCUUGUUUGCUCAAGUUUCUUCAGUGAGAGUCCUGGAAUGGCCAAAUAUCAGGGAGAAGUUCAAAGUUUGAAACUGGACGAUGACUCAGUCAUAGAAGGAGUAAGUGACCAAGUACUUGUGGCAGUUGUGGUCAGUUUCGCUUUGAUUGCUACCCUGGUAUAUGCACUUUUCAGAAAUGCACAUCAAAACAUUCACCCAGAAAACCAAGAACUAAUAAGGGUGCUUCGGGAACAACUUCAAACAGAACAGGAUGCACCUGCUGCUGCUCGACAGCAGUUUUACACUGAUAUGUACUGUCCAGUCUGUUUACAUCAAGCCUCCUUCCCUGUGGAAACAAACUGUGGACAUCUCUUUUGUGGUACCUGCAUUAUUGCAUACUGGAGAUACGGUUCUUGGCUUGGGGCAAUCAGCUGUCCAAUUUGUAGGCAAACGGUAACUUUAUUGCUACCAGUAUUUGGUGAAAAUGACCAGUCUCAGGAAGUUGUAUCAUUGCUUCAAGAUAUUAGUGAUUAUAACCGGAGAUUCUCAGGGCAGCCCAGAUCUAUUAUGGAAAGAAUUAUGGAUCUACCCACUUUACUGAGACAUGCAUUCAGGGAAAUGUUUUCAGUCGGGGGCCUUUUCUGGAUGUUCCGUAUCAGGAUAAUACUUUGUUUAAUGGGAGCUUUUUUCUAUCUUAUAUCACCUCUAGAUUUUGUACCUGAAGCCUUGUUUGGAAUUUUAGGCUUUUUAGAUGAUUUCUUUGUCAUCUUUUUGUUGCUUAUCUACAUCUCUAUUAUGUAUCGAGAAGUGAUAACACAGAGACUAAACAGGUGAAAAAAGAGUUUACUAAAAUAUGAGCUAAUGUGUAAAAUCAAACAAAAGGACUGACCCAUGGCAGUGUAAUGCAUUUGAAUAGUAUCUUACAAACUUAAAACCACUGUAUGACAAACAUUUGAUUAUCAUUUGGCAAAUAACUAGCAACGUAUGACUGGAAUUUUUACAUGUUGCAGGUUCUAAUAUUAGGGUUAGCAUUAUAAUAAUUUACAGCUGUAUCUUGAUUGUGUUGUCUAUUAACUCUCUGGAAAAAAAAACAUGGAAUUAUAUAAAAAGGGAUGCUUUUUUUUUAUAUCUUCUUCUUUCCCCCCAAAUUACUCAGAUUAAUUGGAUAUAUAGUAAGAUAUUGUUAAAUGUAUACUUUAUCCAAUUUUUCCUUCUCAGUGAGUACCUAUAUGAUAAUAUAUUGCAAUGAGAUGCAUCUAAAUAUUUUUAUUACAAUAAAAUAUU
Molecule: messenger RNA, 1432 nt
Organism: Myotis brandtii (Brandt's bat)
Lineage: Eukaryota; Metazoa; Chordata; Mammalia; Chiroptera; Vespertilionidae
Gene: RNF170
Product: ring finger protein 170
Exons: 7
Coding region: 149-982 (277 amino acids)
Molecular function (GO): ubiquitin protein ligase activity
Source: RefSeq, a predicted model, not a curated record